Molecule: messenger RNA, 6176 nt
Organism: Stegostoma tigrinum
Lineage: Eukaryota; Metazoa; Chordata; Chondrichthyes; Orectolobiformes; Stegostomatidae
Exons: 4
Coding region: 27-809 (260 amino acids)
Source: RefSeq, a predicted model, not a curated record
CGCGUAGUUUAGCAACUGAGUAAACGAUGAACAUGAGCUCGUCGUUAACAGUGCUUCCUAGGAAACCCCUACACAAAGCUCACAUAAACUUUUCAGACACCAUGGCUGGAGCCAUCACUGGGUCUUGGUUUCCGACUGGAUUUCAUGGACAUGCCCGCAGUAAAUCCCGGAAUGACGUAUUUCAGGAAUACAGACAACGGGCCAAGCCACCCCCUCCCGAGAAGCUAAUAAAUCGACUCCGGGAGAACCCUUUGAAACACAACUUUUCUAAACAUGAUAGUCGGCAAGUGUUUCAUGACAGUGCCACCUAUCUGGAGAAUAGCAAUGCUAUAAGUCGAGCAAAAACUGCUUUUGGAAGAAGAAGUGAAUUUAAGAAAGAUUUUAUGUCCUGGAUUCCAAUUCAGACUGACAGCCAACAACAGUGGCCAUUAAUAUCCACAUAUAAAGCAGAUUUCUGGCAUCACAGAAAUCCACAAUCCACAAAGGUGAUGAUUCCUCAGUUACUUAUCCCACGAGGUCAACCAUUGAUAACAGCUGUCUAUCCUAGAUCAGAAAUAAUGCAAACAACAUAUCGUCAAUUCUACAGCCACUGCCAGCCAAAUCCAAACAUUUAUACAAAUGUCUUUACUGGGCAAGUGCAGAGCACGCCCAUGGAAAAGGAAGCAACAUUUGUCUAUGUGAAUCCCAAACCAAAGCCAGCAAGUGGAAAAUGUAGAGCAAGACCUUUAUUAUCACAGUGUUCCACUGUUGCUGAUUGUCUUUUUUGGCCUGUCCCAAAAACAAAUCCAAUAAAUGACUGUCUGUCAUAAAAUUUUCAAUCAGUAUAAGGAGAAAACAAGUUCAACCCAGUGUUUCUAGACAACUUGAUAUCAUACCGGGGAAGAGAAGUCUGAACUUCUUUUUAAUGCUUGCCUUUUCAGAUAAUCUUAGGAAAUUGUAUGAACAGAAGGUUAUCAAAUAAUCUUCUAGACAUGGAGACUAAUUUACAAAGAGUCUUGAGCCAGCAGUUAAUUCUCCUGUCAGAACACAACUGAGUUGGAAGGUUUUGUAAAAGCUUUGUAUUUUCAAAGGAUUGCUGAAAGUGUUCCUAAUUAGGUACUGCUUGGCUACACACUCAGAGUAAGAAACCAUAGAAUGACUGAUUUGGGAAUUGUGGAUUAGGGAAAUGAUUUCUGAAUUUGAGACUAACGACAUAUUUUGAAGAGUGGUGGGAGUUUUACUUACUAUCUGGUUAUCACACACCUGACUUGCACUUGUUUGCUAACAGAGGAUACUUUAAAGGGGAUUACACUGUCCCAACAUUCCUCACUUUGAUUAUAAUUUAUGAAACAUAUUUGAAUGCAAUUCUUUAUGAAAAUGUCUCAGACCCUGUAUUUUAUUUAAUCUGAACAUACAAGAGUAGGACAGAUAGUGAAAUUGCAGGAAUUAACUCAAGAUGGAUUGGAUUAAAUGAGCAUAAUAUGGAAAUAAAAAGUAGAGGAAAAUUAAUAGAAUGUGGUGCAAGUUGCUACACAUAAGCUAAAAUAAUAAGCCCCAGGUAUACUGCAUGAAUUGUGCGGAGAGACCUAGGCAAAUUGGAAUGAGUAAAUCGGUCCAACUGAUGUAGGACAAUGAUUGCUCAAACCAAAUGAGUGUAAACAUGUAUCAUUACUGAGUUAGUAGUCCAGAGCACAUGAAUUCAAAUUUAAUUAUGGUAGUUUGACAAUUUAAAUUCAAUUUAAAAACUUUGGAAUAAAACAAACCGUUAUUCAUAAAAAGAGUUCAUGAAGCUGACAUCAUCUUUCUAAAAAAAAACUGCUUCAUAAUAAUGUCCUUUUAAAAAAAGGAACCUUACCAAGUCUGGUUUAUUUUGAUAUUGGUAUAUACCCCAAUGCAAUUGACUCUUAAUUGUCUCUGAAGUUGUUUAGCAAACUGUUCAGUUGGUAGGCCAGCUAGGUACAAGCAGUAAAUGUUGCUGACAAUAGCCACAAUUUGAGGCUGAGCUAAAAAAAGCUAAAACAGUUGAGCAUAAUUCAGAAUUACUCAUGAUCAAAAUGUACAGUGCUCUUUUCAGACCAGCCCUGGAGCACUGCAUUAAGAUUGGUCACUGAGACACAGAGUUGUUCAAGUGCUUGAGAUGGUUUGGAAGGGGAGACUCAAGAGAAUCCUAGUGAUACAAAUGUAAGCAUUUGCUUUGUAAUUCACAAUGUUGCUAAAAAGAGCAAAGUUGCAAGUUUUUUUUUCAUCUUGCACUGCUCAGGACUGGGAUACAAGAAAGCAAACAAGGAAAGAGAACCAUGAUUUAUUACAGCACAAGAGGAGGGUGCUGGUUGGUUGCACCCUAGUUGGGAUUGGAGAUGCAGCAGGAACAGGUAUGCAUUCCAUCAAAACAGCACUUGCCUCCACCACUAAUUUUCUACAUCAAAUCUCUAAUUUAAGCCCUUAUAAAAUGUGGAAGAUGUGGGUGCUUUAUUUUAGCCAUGCACUCCACAAUGAAACGUUAACCAAUUGACGGAUCUGGCUUCAUCCACUUUUUUGACACAAAAAUCUUCAAUAAGCAACUUGUUAGAUAACAAUUUUUUGGCUUUUAAUUUUUAAAACUAAUAUUCAGCAUAAAAAUUACUGUCCAGUGCUUGAACGGGAUAUUUUUAUUUCAUUAAUAAAUUGAUAUGUUGAGAGAAGAAGUCUUUAUCAUAUCAACCAGACAAUAACUGGUGCAGAGAUGUUAAGCUGGUGUGUAAACUGUUGCAGCCAUCCGCUUGAACAUUCGAUCCAUUAUUUUGUAAUGAGAUAGCAUAUUGUUGAUAACAAACAUGCAAGUACUCAAUCAAUUGGGAAGCAGAUGGCAGUUUCAGUUAAAACAGGCAACAGGUUUCCAGUUUCAGCCAUGCCAUUAAAGAGAGCAAAUCAUAAUUGAUAAGUCAAUCAGCUCUAUUCUGAUUGUGGCUUUUUGUAUUCAACUUUAGCCAUAUUGGUGGAACCUGUGAUCUCAGGUACUUGCAUCUUCAGUUGUGAAAUGGUUUGUAGUCUGAGAGUGGCUAAGUAACAAUACUAGAGAAUUUAUGUAUCUUUAACAAAGUGGAUUAAGACUGAACUCAAAAGCAGCUUUUGCUGUCUGUUCCCUUUGUACUGCAUGUUUCCAUCAUAUCAGUCCAUGUUUGAUCAGUAUGUUAUCCAUCUUGCCUGUUCAUUGCAAGAAGUAUAUCACACUUGCUCCUGUUUCCCCUAUUACAUUAGCUACCUGAUUAUUCAGAUGUUAUCAACAUAUUCCCCAACUCACCCAGUUCUAAGAAAUCAAAUGUAUUCAUCUUGCCUGUCGUUGUUGCUAGGUCAUUGCUUUCCUCACGUCUCCUUCAGAAGUCAGAGUAUAUUUUAAUGUUGAUUAAUUGUAAAAUAUUUUGAUAAGUUGAUUUAUUUAAAAAUAUAUUAGCUAUUAGUUAAGAUAAUCUGUGAUUUGUCUACUUUUUAUCUAGAUUAUUUUAAAUAAUUUAGCUGUUCUAAACUUGUCUAUUUGUACACAAAGACAAGUAGAUUGUAAGCUAAACUGAAUAUGUGUCAGUAUCUUCAAUGGCAGUUUCUUUCCUCCAACAGAUCAUACUAAUGCCAUCUGCAUGGCUAAUGUGUAUAAACAACAUACAGUGAAGUAUUUGCAAGCAUUCUUCUGCUAAACAGCAGACAACUCACCCUGCUUUCAGCAUUUUAAAUGUCCCCUUCAUUAACUAAUCCUCUUCUUUUCACGAGUGUCAUUGUAUACAUUCACUGUGUUGUAGGAAUAACCAACUGUGCUUCAGGUCAUGUCUAAGAUUUUGAAAUAGCUGUUUGUGCAGUUACUCCUCCACAUCAAACAUUCUGAUCUGCAUCUAGGUAAAUGAAAUAUUCACAAGUGGUAACAUUCGCAAAUUACAAACAGGCUGUAGUUCCAUUGGAUAAAAAUCUAUCAGUUCAGGAGUUGAACUUUUUACUCUCUCAGUUUAGAAUUCAUCCUAUUAGUGGAGGAACAGAAUGCUGAAAUUAUUUUUUCAGGUCUCUUGCUAUUCAUCUUUGAACAUAAAAAUAAAUAAUGCUACUUUUACCAUGGCCUGAUGUGUCCAGAAUUGCUUUAAAUAGUUAUUAAAUUUGAUUAACUAAAUAUUUGUAGUGUUACUCACUGCAUAUGCUAUAUGUCUCUGUCUCUCCCUACACCCAAACGCCUCCAAAAACCUGUAGCAACUGCUGUUUAGCAACUGUGAAUAAAAUAUCUUGAUGCACAUAGGCCAACAGGAUAGAUCUCACUUUCAGCUAAUUGCUGCACUACAGAUGUUUAACAUAAUGUCACAUUGUAAACAGCAUCUGCAGUCAAUCUGUAUUCCUGAGGAAGAUGUAUUUAGCAGUUUCAAAUCCUAUAAAAGCUCUCAUAUUUUAUUAUUUAAGGCUUUAUUGAGACAGUGUACCCAGUAGCCAAAAAUAUAGUGGCACACUGUGACUAAGCACAUAAUAAAAAGAGAUAGUAAUAGUGUAUGGUGUGAGGUAAAUGAUAGUUUGUAAAGUGCUACGAGGUAUAAUGUGAUAAGGGAAUAUAAUUAUGAAACAUUGUAACAGAAGUAGUGAAUUGCAGAGAACUGUAUUAAUGGGAUCAUAGUUGAAAUCAAUCUGAUAUGGGAUAAAUAGUGAGAAGCUGAAGGUAAAUGAUGGAGCAUGCAACGUAAUAAUGUAUAUACAAUAUGAUAGAUGAUACAGUGGGAGUUGAGUGUACAGUAGGAAGGUAAAAUGAUGGUGGAUACACAGUAGGAGGGUAAUAUGCUGCAAGCUAUACAGUUGGGAUAGAGACUAAAAUGUGCCUAAAAGCUCCUGAAAACAUCAGAGGGACAGAUCCAAUAACGAAUCUCAGAAAAUUUUAACCCCUUUUAAUUUGCUCAAAGAUGUUGGUAAAAUGACAAGGCUACGCAUAUUGCCCACCUGAGUUGCACUAUGAAUGUGAUAACGGUUCAUCUAAUUGUAAUUGCAAAUGACCUAGCUUGAUGGACGACUUUACCGAAUAGUAAGAAUUGAGUGUAAAGUGCAGGACUGGUGUCACAUUUGGCUAGAUCAUGUAACAGUAGCAGGUUCUUUAAUUAAGGUCAAAUUUAAUUCAUCACUCCUGAGAUGAGUUUGUAGUUUCUCAUUUAGUCGAGUGGAAAGAUUCAGGUGGGGGACACUGCUUUCUUCCCAUCUCUGUCCUGUUAAAUCUGGGGCAAGAGGGCACUAAGCUUUCCUGAAUGGUAUCAAUUUAGCUUGUUAAGUAGGUUAUUAAUACUGGACCUCAUUCCGCUGUGGUUGUUGGACUCUGCCUGUGAGAAGUCCGAAAAGCUAACCUGGAGUAGGAGUAACCGGAAGGCAAAAUACAGGGCUACUGGUAAGAUUCUUAGUAGUGUAGAUGAGCAGACAGAUCUCGGUGUCCAUGUACACAGAUCCUUGAAAGUUGCCACCCAGGUUGACAGGGCUAUUAAGAAGGCAUACAGUUUUUUAGCUUUUAUUAAUAGAGGGAUCGAGUUCUGGAACCAAGAGGUUAUGGUGAAGCUGUACAAAACUCUGGUGCGGCCGCACUUGGAGUAUUGUGUACAGUUCUGGUCACCGCAUUAUAAGAAGGAUGUGGAAGCUUUGGAAAGGGUGCAGAGGAGAUUUACUAGGAUGUUGCCUGGUAUGGAGGGAAGGUCUUACGAGGAAAGGCUGAGGGACUUGAGGCUGUUUUCAUUGAGAGAAGAAGGUUGAGAGGUGACUUAAUUGAAACGUAUAAAAUAAUCAGAGGGUUAGAAAGGGUGGAUAGGGAGAGCCUUUUUCCUUAGAUGGUGAUGGCAAGCAUGAGUGGGCAUAGCUUUAAAUUGAGGGGUGAAAGAUACAGGACAGAUGUCAGAGGUAGUUUCUUUACUCAGAGAGUAGUAAGGAGAUGGAACGCUUUCCCUGCAACGGUAGUAGAUUGGCCAACUUUGGGUACUUUUAAGGCGUCAUUGGAUAAGCGUAUGGACGUACAUGGAAUAGUGUAGGUUAGAUGGGCUUGAGAUCGGUAUGACAGUUCGGCACAACAUAGAGGGCUGAAGGGCCUGUACUGUGCUGUAAUGUUCUAUGUUCUAUUAUAAUAGUGGGCUUCGAAAGGGAUCCCUCAUUCAAAGGAGCUCGCAUAACCGAAGGACCUUGGAUUUGGAAAGGUGGGCUGAGAGAUGAUGGUGAGGAUACUGUGACAC